AUGGCUGUGGGCCGGGCGACUCACAUGAACGGACUGAGGACGGUGGCUGCCAACAAGCUGGAUGGCUGGAUCGCAGAGACCCUGCAGCCCAGCACUGCUUUCUGUGGGCAGGUGAAGGAGACAGUGAAGCAGAUCUGUGACUUCCUGAAGGAGGACUGCUUUGAGGCGAACAUACGCGUCCUCAAGACCGUCAAGGGUGGCUCGGCAGGCAAGGGCACAGCCCUGCAGAACAACUCGGAUGCUGACGUGGUGCUCUUCCUCAACUGCUUCUCCAGCUACCAGCAGCAGAAGCAGGAGAGAAGGAAUAUCCUGAAAUUGAUUGAGAUGAGGCUGCACACCUGCAGGGAGAGACUGACAUUCACUGUGAACAUCAGCAAGCCCCGGUACAAGGGUCCCGGCAAUAUGCCGCGCUCCCUCAGCCUCACCCUCUACUCCAAGAGGACCUUGGAGUCCAUCGAGGUAGACAUUCUACCUGCCUACGAUGCCUUGGGGCAGGUGAUCCAGGACACCCCACCAGAUGCGGAGGUGUAUGUGAGGCUCCUAAAAGCCAGCAGUGACCCCGGGGAGUUCUCCCCCUGCUUCACUGAGCUGCAGAAGAAGUUUGUGAAGCGUUACCCUGCCAAGCUGAAGAACCUCCUGCGCCUGGUCAAGCACUGGUACAAGGAGCUGCUGAAGUCAAGGUACCCCACUGCAGACCUGCCCCCCAAGUAUGCCCUGGAGCUGCUGACCAUCUACGCCUGGGAGGUGGGCACAGGUUCCUCUGAUUCCUUCAUCAUGGCCAGCGGCUUCUGUACAGUGCUGGAGCUGCUGCGUCGGCACCAGGAGAUCUGCAUCUACUGGGAGAAGUACUACUCACUCCAGCACAGCCAGAUUGGUGCCCAUGUGAAGAAGCUGCUGCGCAGUCCCCGUCCCGUCAUCCUGGACCCCGCUGACCCCACAGGGAUCCUGGGCCAAGGCAAGAAUUGGGCCCUGGUGGCACAGGCAGCAGCCUGCGACCGUUCGCUGCCCUGUGUCAGUGCUGCCCAGCCCUGGGAUGUGCAGCCAGCUCGGCCUGUGACAAUUGAGGUGAGACAGUCAGUGGUCACCAGCCUGAGCAAGACUGUCAGCCCAAGCACCACCAUCUGGCAGCUGAAGGAGGAGGUUGAACAAGCAUGGGGCAUCCCCUGGUACAGGCAGUGCUUGGUGCAGCAGGAACUGAGCAGGAGCCCCUUGAUCCUUCAGGAUGAUGAGACCCUGGCCACCCAUGGCAUCUUCUACAAUACCACCCUGAUGCUGCUGCAGACCGAGCCCCAGGUAAUGGAGGUCUUUGUGAAGGAUGACAAGAACCGGACCACCACCUACACGGUGUGGCCCACUGACACCAUCCGGCACCUGAAGGAGCAGAUCCAUGCCCGGCAGGGGCCUCCUGCUGAUCAGCAGCACCUGACGUACGGCUCCAGAGAGCUGGAGGACCAGCACACGCUGGCGCACUACAACAUCCAGCCCAAGAGCACCAUCUUCAUGCUCCUGUGGCUCUGGGGUGGCGUAGGCCUCCAGCAUCCUCAGUUCCCUGCCUGCUUGCCCACCUAA
Molecule: messenger RNA, 1569 nt
Organism: Phalacrocorax carbo (great cormorant)
Lineage: Eukaryota; Metazoa; Chordata; Aves; Suliformes; Phalacrocoracidae
Source: RefSeq, a predicted model, not a curated record